CAGCAGGCAGGCACCGUACAUACACACGCAAACGCGCGCGCACAUACACUCACCGAGGGCGACUGCGCCUUUAAGACCCGCAAACUACCAGCCUAAAUCAGCCUCGGUGUCAAUGUUCCAGCGAUGAAUUUACUCGAUAUGGUUUUGGUCAAACUCUUAUUGUUGUUGUACUGUUUAGGCGACACCAAAGGUCAAAAUGGGAGAUCCUUGAAUAAAUACAUUAAGUAUUACGAAGGACUGUCCUACAAUACAAACAUCUUGCACCACAGACACCAGAGGGCUAAAAGAGCUGUGUCCCAUGAGGAUCAGUUCCUUCACCUGGACUUCCACGCUCAUGGCCGGCAUUUUAAGCUCCGUAUGAAGAGGGACACAUCUUUGUUCUCAUCUGAUUUUAAGGUGGAAGUUUCAGGAAAAGAGAUCCCCUAUGACACAUCUCACAUUUACUCUGGAGAACUUUACGGUGAGAAGGGCACUCUUACCCACGGCUCUAUCAUAGAUGGGAAGUUUGAAGGUUUUAUUAACAGUCAUCAAGGCACGUACUACGUAGAGCCCUCAGAGAGAUACCUCAAAGACAAGAAUGUGCCCUACCACUCAGUCAUCUACCACGAAGAUGACAUUGAUUAUCCACAUAAGUAUGGAGCAGAGGGUGGCUGUGCAGACCACUCCGUGUUUGAAAGGAUGAAGAAGUACCAGGCAUCUGCAGUGGAGGAACCCAGCCAGCAGCAGACAAGACGUUUCAUCGAUGAAGAGAGUGCUGACGGUCCGGUUAUCCUGAGGAAUCGUCGUGCGGCACAGGCAGAGAAAAACACCUGUCAACUCUUCAUACAGACAGAUCACCUCUUUUUCGAGCGCUACCGCAGCCGAGAGGCUGUGAUCGCACAGAUUUCAAGUCAUGUGAAGGCAAUUGACUCCAUCUAUCAAGCCACCGACUUUAAAGGCAUCCGCAACAUCAGCUUCAUGGUGAAGAGAAUCAGGAUCAACACAACUGAUGACUCCAGGGAUCCCAGUAACCCUUUUCGGUUUAAGAACAUCGGCGUGGAGAAGUUUCUCGAGCUCAACUCUGAGCAGAAUCACAACGACUACUGCCUAGCAUAUGUGUUCACAGACCGAGACUUUGACGAUGGAGUAUUGGGGCUGGCCUGGGUCGGAGCUCCUUCAGGAAGCUCUGGUGGGAUCUGUGAGUUGAAUAAGAAGUACUCUGAUGGUAAGGAGAAGUCUCUGAACACCGGCAUCAUCACAGUGCAGAACUACGCUUCACAUGUUCCCCCUAAAGUCUCUCACAUCACCUUUGCUCACGAGGUCGGACACAACUUUGGCUCUCCGCAUGACUCAGGAAUUGAAUGCACUCCAGGAGAGUCAAAGAAUCAAAAUGAUAAAGAGAGCGGCAACUUCAUCAUGUACGCCAGAGCCACAUCAGGAGACAAGUCCAACAACAACAAGUUCUCAGAUUGCAGCAAACGCAACAUCAGCCAGGUGUUGAAAAGCAAGAGAAGCUGCUUCGUCGAGUCUGGGCAGCCUAUCUGUGGUAAUGGUUUGGUUGAGGCUAAUGAGCAAUGUGACUGUGGAUACAGCGACCAGUGCAAAGAUCAGUGCUGUUAUAGUGCCGAUGAGCCAGACGGGAAAAAGUGCAAACUGAAAAUGGGUAGCUGCAGUCCCAGUCAAGGUCCAUGCUGCACAUCUGAUUGUAACUUUAAGAGUACCAAUGUGAAGUGUCGGGAUGAAACUGAGUGUGCUCUUCAGGGCAUGUGUGAUGGAAGAACAGCUCAAUGCCCCACCUCACCACCCAAAGAUGACAAGACAGCCUGCCACAAUAAUACACAAGUCUGCAUUAAGGGAAGUUGUUCUGGCUCCAUCUGUCAGAAGUAUGAUCUAGAGGUUUGCACGUGUGCCAGUAAGGAUGGGAAGGAUGAUACAGAAACGUGUCAUGUGUGCUGUAUGGACAAGGGUCAGCCUGAUACUUGCAGCAGCACUGGUUCAGAAAAAUGGUCUAAACAUUUUAAUAAAGUGACCAUUACGUUGCAGCCCGGCUCCCCUUGUAAUGAUUUCAAAGGUUACUGUGAUGUCUUUAAGAAGUGUAGGCUGGUGGAUGCUGAUGGCCCCCUUGCCAGACUUAAGAAGGCCAUCUUUAACCCUGAGCUUUACAAAGGCAUCGCACAGUGGAUAGUGGGGCACUGGUGGGCUGUGCUGUUAAUGGGAAUUGCUCUCAUCAUGCUGAUGGCCGGAUUCAUCAAGAUCUGCAGUGUGCAUACGCCAAGUAGUAACCCUAAAUUGCCCCCACCCAGACCACUGCCAGGCACACUGAAGAGAAGUAGACCCCAGAACCCCAAUGCACAGACCCAGCAACAGCGCCACCCUCGGCAGCAGAGAGAGAACUACCAGAUGGGUCAGUUGCGACGCUGAUCCCGCCUUCUCAUUGCCUUGGUUCUUUCUAGUGCCUACAGUGGGAAACACUUUACUCCAAAGAGUUACCUGAAUCAAUAACGAGCCCUAUCUAUAAGAUAAGAAACUGGCAGAAAUACACCACCUGGACGUCAAAGCAUUAUUCUUAGGAAGUUUAAACGCAUUGUAUAAAACCACUACUCUGGGAACCAGCAAAGCUUUUUUUGCAUAACUCAGAGAAAUUUCAGAAGCUAGUGAUGAGAAAGAGACACAGAUUUUUCUUGCUUUUCAGUUUUGUUUAUUUCAAACAUUGUUCUCUCGUCUAAAUGUUUCCCCAUAAUAGAUUUUAUUUCACUUUUUACACCUUUGUCUGAAGACAAGCAUUUUGGGAAAUCACAUGGCUAAAAGAAACCUUUGAAGAGACAUAUAUUCCUUCAAUGUUUAACUGAGAUAUUUUGAAAAUGCAAAAAGCUUUUUGUAUUAAAGCAUGCUUACUCUCCCUGUGCCCCUGCAGUUGUACAGAUAUAUGAGAUAUGUGAUGCUGUUGGAUAAUGAUAAUUAAGGAUGGAUUUAAUUACGAUUUUUUAUUAGAUGCUCUUUGGACUAUGUGUUAAUACGAACCAUUUUCACCUGGUUGGUUUUUAUUUUUAAAGUUUCUUCUUUGGUUUUUAAAAAAAUAGCUGCAUUGUUGCAUUCCAUGUUGGUGAGAGUAAAAUACGUUUUGGGUAUAAAAGGAUGCUUUCAAUUUAUUGUCACUAUGUAUUGCCACAUGGAGACAGACUUCAGAGAAGAGAAGCACAACAUCACGGAGAACGAUUUGUUUUCUUUUAACAUCAAAUAUUUUUUUGCAAUAAGGGCAUUGUGCAUUGGUCUCUCAGUGGUGAACACAUGAAACGGAGAGGUGAGAAGCCGACAAACUCUGAACACAUGCCAAUCAAUAUUUACACAAAAUAACCUUUCUAAAUCUCUUGAGUCAUUACCUAUAGUAUAACUGACAAAAAGAGAAAGUCCAACCUAACACCACCUUUAAUUCAGUAACGGCCAUAUCAAUUAAUAUUGUCUAUUGCUGGUUUUCCAGGCAGAUUUGUAGGCUGAAAACACUAUUGUCUGGUCGAAGAUCCGUCAGUCAGUCCUAAACUUGGGACAUUUGCUCAUUCAUUGGCUCUGCUCUUUGUAUGUCUCCAACAAUGCGGUUUCAAAAAUAUUUUUGUAUCCUCCUACUCUCCCUAAAUGCGCUUUAAGAGUUUUCCUUGUCUUGUGUGGGUCUUACAAAGGCAGAGGGUUUUGAACCAUACAUGUAUUUAACACAUUAAGUACUUCACAAAGAGGUUGUAUUUCAAUUUUGUACCUCAAUAAUAAAAAUCCUGUUUGAGUUUUAAA
Misgurnus anguillicaudatus (oriental weatherfish) is the source of this 3759-nucleotide messenger RNA. RefSeq names its product ADAM metallopeptidase domain 10a (gene adam10a). Gene Ontology annotation, molecular function: metalloendopeptidase activity involved in amyloid precursor protein catabolic process. Gene Ontology annotation, biological process: Notch signaling pathway; membrane protein ectodomain proteolysis. NCBI's taxonomy places the organism in Eukaryota, Metazoa, Chordata, Actinopteri, Cypriniformes, Cobitidae. Gene Ontology annotation, cellular component: synaptic membrane; plasma membrane. The record is from RefSeq and is a predicted model, not a curated record.